CCUAACUUAUCCUAAUGUCAUAUGGGUGCCAGUGUAUAAAUUUCGUUCUCUUAAAUUCGUCUAUUUUUCUUACAUAAUUUAACAUCAUAAAUGUUAAUUACAAUAUUAAAAAGUUAGUAGUGAGUGUUCAAAAUGUACAAAACGUUGAUAAACUUAAAAAAACUUUCGUCUUCAACAAAAACAUUGUGCAGUGUUGAAUCAAUACUUGAUUCUGUGAAAAUCGGUGUCUUACCAGCUUUGAACAUAACCUCGCAAUAUAGUGAUAAAGCAUCUCAUAAGAGAGAUUAUUUGGUUAAUAAGAAAAAAGAAGAGGGUACAGAUGGAGAAAAGCAUAUUGAUAUUGAUUAUUUAGCGAACAGAGCUAAAAUGUUUCCUGACAAAAAUACACCAUCACUUUUGUUUGAUGGUGUUCCUUUUUCACAAUUGCCGAUUUGUUUUAUUAGAACAUCGCCUAAUAAUACAAUUAUUUCGGUUGCUGAUUAUGACGGCAAAGUAAUGCGAACAAAUAGCUGUGGAUUAGAGGGAUACAAAAAUGCUAAGAAAGGUACUAAUAUCGCUGCACAACAAACUGCCAUAGCGAUUGGCACGAAAACUGUAAAGAGUGGUAUUAAAAAUGUCAGAGUUUGCAUUAAAGGUCUUGGCCCUGGUAGAGGGUCAUCUAUAAAGGGUCUUGAGAUGAGUGGAUUGAACAUCAUAUCAGUCACUGACGUCACUGGCAUUUCUUGGAAUCCACCGAGACCGAGGAAGGUCAGACGAGUUUAGAAUAGACAUUUGAAAUUGCAAUUCUUAAGAAAAAUGUGAAAAGUACAAUUUAAUACUGUAUAAAUGAUUUAUUAAAAUUUACGUCUUUUCAUCAAAUAA
This is a messenger RNA of Leptopilina heterotoma, 861 nucleotides long. It is a transcript of the gene mRpS11, whose product is annotated as 30S ribosomal protein S11. Gene Ontology annotation, cellular component: ribosome; mitochondrial small ribosomal subunit. The transcript is spliced from 5 exons. Gene Ontology annotation, molecular function: mRNA 5'-UTR binding; small ribosomal subunit rRNA binding; structural constituent of ribosome. Gene Ontology annotation, biological process: translation; ribosomal small subunit assembly; maturation of SSU-rRNA from tricistronic rRNA transcript (SSU-rRNA, 5.8S rRNA, LSU-rRNA). The record is from RefSeq and is a predicted model, not a curated record. Bases 133 to 762 code for a protein of 209 amino acids. Lineage: Eukaryota; Metazoa; Arthropoda; Insecta; Hymenoptera; Figitidae.